AUGUUUAGUGGCAAGCGUGCUGCUGUCUAUAUCCAUGUGGAAAUGUCUCGCGAAGAUUCGCAGUCCAAGGUCUCUAAGCGCGAUAUCUUGUCUCGCCGCGAAUUGGAGAAGGAAGCCGCUCGUGCGAUUGGCGAGAACCUUGAGCCUCAGUGGAAGCGUGCUCUACAUAUAUAG
Molecule: messenger RNA, 174 nt
Organism: Penicillium arizonense
Lineage: Eukaryota; Fungi; Ascomycota; Eurotiomycetes; Eurotiales; Aspergillaceae
Exons: 2
Coding region: 1-174 (57 amino acids)
Source: RefSeq, a predicted model, not a curated record